UGACGCUAGACAUCUGAGAAGUAAUGCAUGGAAGCAUUUUGGUUUUGAUCAAUGUAGAUAAACACUUGGAUAAAGAUAAGGCUGUAUGCUGACUUUGAAAGACACAACUACCUUAUGGUAAUAUUGCUGCAAAAAAAAAAAAAAAAAGGUUUACUAAAUAGCUUGUCUCACAAAUGAGGCAAAUAAAGAACUGAAUAAACAGACUGUUACUUUUCCAGUGUAGUUUGGGGCUAGGCUGUGUGGGUUGCAUUCAAAUGAAUUAAAACAAAUGAUGUGCUUGUUUUCUUCUUUGGAAAGUGACAGCUGCGCUGUGUACUCCUUCCUGCCUUUCAUCUGAUACAUCAUUGCCGUGCUUCACUGCGCCCAUGAAACCCGUGUAAAACUUAGUUUCCUGUUAACAAUUUCCUGCACAUUGACUGUGUGCAAAGGAUUUUGAGGGGACUGAAAAUGUUUCUUCUUCUGAGUUGUUGGAUUAUUGCAGGUGUUUCAGCAGAGGACCCACCAACGAUGCACUACAGGGAGAGAAACAGCUCUUUAUGUCUAAAAAUCAGAAAACCACCACCACAUAAAGACAUCAAGUGGCGUUUUAAUGAGAAAGUCAUUGUUAUGCAGAUGAACGUCACACCUAAGUACAUAGGUAAAGUGAAUUAUAAUCCACAGGACCACUCCGUGUGUAUCAACAAGCUCAACGACACAGACAGUGGCAGCUAUCAAGUUUCAGUCACUGAUGGGAAUUAUGAUGAAUCAGUGGAGAAACACAUACUGAUUGUUGAAGAAACUGUUCCCACACCUGUCAUUAGGAUGUCAGGGCAGCACUCCAACCUGUCUGCUGGAUUCUGCAACAUCACAGUCAACUGCUCCAUCCAGGACGACUGGGUGUGGUCUGUCUGCGAUGAAGACAGUUGCGCAACAUCUCAGAGAUCACUGAGGAAGGUCAACAUCACCAUCUCAACCAAAAACAGAUCUAUUGUGUGUAGUGGCAACAACCAUGUCAGCACAAGCAAUGUUUCUGAAAGCAUAGAGGCAAGGUGCUCAAGAAAAUCCAAUUCUGAACAUGGGGAGACAUCAGAACCACCCACUGUACAAAUAAUAGUUAUUGCAGUGUGUGUGUUCUUCGGUGUUUCUCUCUUCUGUGCUGUGUGUGUGGCCAAGGGACUUUUUUCAACAGGCCGUAACUCCUUUCAGGGUCGGACAUCUUCUGCUCAGUUAAUAGAAAACCAGCCAGUGGAUGCACAGCCACAGCCUGCGCAGAGAGUCUCUACCUCUUCUACCUCCAGUCAAGCUGAGGCCUCUUAUGAAAACGUGGAUACGUCACAGCCCUGCCAGACCAGCAGCCCAACCAUCAGCCCAAGAGAGGGCUUGGGAUCUGCGCAAAGUCAGAAAGUAGAUACUGUGUACAGCAUUUUACAGGCACCAAAUGUGACUUCCUCGCUAGGCAAAGUUGAUGGCAGUGAAAAUACGAAAGGACCCAAGGACGUACAAAAGGCAUCGGCGUCUCAGUAUGCCAUCCUGGACGAGGCACAGCACCCUGCAAAAAUUGACACAGUGUACAGUGUGUUGCAAAAGCCAAAAAUCUGAAGUCACAGCACCACCGAUACGUCAAAUUUUCAGAAGACAUGAGAAGAUGAACAUGACAAGUUAGACUCUGUUAGUUGAGCAGGUUAGACUCUGUGAAAGCCAGAAUUAUGAUAUUGACGUUCAUUCAGUAUUCACUUGAAACUGGAGGACACUUCUUUCGUGAUUUUCCAAUUUUUUUUUUUUUUUUUUUUUUUUUUU
Epinephelus fuscoguttatus (brown-marbled grouper) is the source of this 1776-nucleotide messenger RNA. RefSeq names its product T-lymphocyte surface antigen Ly-9. The transcript has 5 exons. Lineage: Eukaryota; Metazoa; Chordata; Actinopteri; Perciformes; Serranidae. Bases 448 to 1578 code for a protein of 376 amino acids. The record is from RefSeq and is a predicted model, not a curated record.